This is a messenger RNA of Impatiens glandulifera, 2314 nucleotides long. RefSeq lists its product as uncharacterized. The record is from RefSeq and is a predicted model, not a curated record. The transcript has 6 exons. Bases 487 to 2067 code for a protein of 526 amino acids. NCBI's taxonomy places the organism in Eukaryota, Viridiplantae, Streptophyta, Magnoliopsida, Ericales, Balsaminaceae.
AGAUAACAGAGGAGAGAGAAGGGGAAGAAAACAAAGCAGUGGUGAGGAGAGAGAGAGAGAGGCAUUUCCAGUGUAAUUUAUUUUGUGACCGAAUCUCUGAGCUCUGAUCUUUGGUCGGUUAGGGUUUCAUCAUUUUCAUAGGGAUCCGUUUAUCUUAAAUUUCAGAAUUCAACUUCUCACGCCUUCAAAGUUCGUUUUCCAAUUUCUCACUCAAUUGUUUUCUCUCCAUUAACAUCACUAUCAUCAAGCUUCUAAAUUAAGCAAUGAUUUCAUCUAAUCGCAAUCUGAUGAUUCAUAUCAUGCUUUUCAGGUUAGCCUGACUAGAAGUCUUGUAAUGAAAGCGAACCUCUUUAUCAUCUUUGUCUCUAGAAUUCUUAAUUCUUCAGUUACUGAAGACACCGAUUCCACCGCGAAGCUGGGUGGAUGUUUAAUUCAUUCAUAAAAACUUCAUCAGCAAUAUAUACAUACCUUUAGAUAGAAAACAGAAUGGCAGAUGUUGCUAGGUCGAGGUCAACAUCCUGGCGUGAUGAACUCAUGAGCUUGGUUGAGGAUACUGGAGUUAUAUUCACAGAUGAAACAUUGGGAAUUUCUACCCCUUUUAUGGAACCUAAGAGAUCCGAUUUCACUGUAAGGGAUAUUAAUGAUGGAGAGUUAGCUGAGCCAGAGAGUUUCAAGGAUCAGGUUAAGGAGUUUGCAAAAGCUUGGGGUGAAAUGUUUCUGGAACUUGGGAAAGGGGUUAAGGACAUAGUGCAACAGAGCCUUUUGACUGAUGAUUCUUACAUAGUUAUUAAGUGUAAAGGACCGAUCAAAAAGGCUGGAAGUAGAUUAAGGUUUUUGAAUGAUUAUUUGCCUGAAGAUCGUGACCCAGUUCAUUCAUGGUCUGUGAUAUUUUGCGUGUUCUUUGUGGCUCUUGCAGUGUUGAUGGUGAAUACAAAACGUGAUCAUGUGGUCUCAUUAGUGAAGAAAAUCAGCACGCAUCCCCCUAGUGCUACACGAAUGCUACUUCCGGAUGGCAGGUACUUGGCCUAUCUUGAGCAAGGUGUUUCAUGUAGCACAGCCAGACAACAUGUGAUUGUGCCUCAUAGUUUCUUAUCUUCUAGAGUUGCAGGUAUCCCAGGGGUGAAAGCAUCAUUGCUGGAAGAGUUUGGCAUCCACUUAGUAACAUAUGAUCUCCCUGGUUUUGGAGAGAGUGAUCCUCAUCCAAAGAGAAACCUUAGCUCAUCAGCCCAGGAUAUGUUGUUUCUUGCAAAUUCUCUUGGAAUAUACGACAAGUUCUGGGUUUUGGGGUUCUCAAGUGGAGCUAUGCAUGCAUGGGCAGCUCUGAAUUACAUUCCAGAUCAAAUUAGAGGUGCUGCAAUGUUUUCUCCAAUGAUAAACCCAUACGAUUCAAGCAUGACUAAGGAGGAGAUUUCCAAAACCUGGGAAAACUGGUUAAGAAGGAGAAAAAUGAUGCAUUAUUUAGCUCGUAGAUUUCCAAAGUUUUUGAGUUAUAUUUACCGUAGAAGUUUUCUGUCUGGAAAACAUGGUCGUUUGGAUAACUGGUUCUCUUGGACACUUGGGAAUAAGGAUAAAGGUCUUACAGAGGAUCCAAGAUUUGAAGAGUUGUGGCAUAGGGAUGUGGAGGAGUCUAUUCGGCAAGGAAAUGUGAAACCGUUCAUUCAGGAAGCUGUUCUUCACGUGACUGAUUGGGGAUUCAAACUUACAAACCUUGCAGUGCGAAAGAAGUGCCCAAGGAAAGGAUUUUUUACCUGGUUUACGUUCAUGCACUCACAUACGGAAGCUGAAUGUCAAUGGACUGGAUUUCAAGGUCCAAUCCACAUAUGGCAGGGGCUGGAUGACCAAGUAGUCUCUCCAUCUAUGUUUGACUAUGUAGCUCGGGUUGUGCCUAGUAUCAUAAUGCAUAAGCUACCCGACGAGGGUCAUUUAUCGUAUUUCUUUUUAUGCGAUGAAUGCCACAGACAAGUAUUUCUAACUCUAUUUGGGACACCGAUUGAGACCACUACCACUGACGAAGAAACACAGUUGUUAGAUAUUGGUGCAACCACCAAAGAGCAAAGUAGCGUAUAAAGUUGCAUUUUCGGGAAGAUGAUGUAAAUACCAACCACAGAUUGCUCGGGAAUUCAAGGUCAGAAUAAUAUAUCUUGGUUUGUCGGUUUUUAAUUUCAUAAAAAAGUACUGAUCUGAGAUAGAAUUGGAAAGUAGUUAAAGAAUGCACAACUUCAUGGCAUUUUGUUCCUUCAAAAUUUGAGGAGGAAUCAAUAUUCACGUUUCUACAUUGACAUUAUUAUUAAUACAAAAUUUUAUGGUUACUUAC